Molecule: messenger RNA, 2728 nt
Organism: Toxotes jaculatrix (banded archerfish)
Lineage: Eukaryota; Metazoa; Chordata; Actinopteri; Toxotidae
Gene: snx8a
Product: sorting nexin 8a
Exons: 13
Coding region: 308-1873 (521 amino acids)
Biological process (GO): retrograde transport, endosome to Golgi
Molecular function (GO): phosphatidylinositol binding
Source: RefSeq, a predicted model, not a curated record
UUAAACCAAAUUAACUUGCAUGAGUGAAACCAGGAAAUAACCUGGUCUAAAUAAGACAAUAUUCCCCAGUUUAUCAAGUGAACCACAGACUGGAUUAUUAGAUGUCAAGAUGUUAUGAGCAGUUCUUCUUUUUUUCUCUGCAGCAUUUAUUAUGACACUGUCAUUAUUCGACAGUGCACCUAACUUUAGGUUUAUAUAGCUGUUCUCCAGACUUGGACUUUAACCAGCGCUAACUACAACUUUAAGAAAUAAGUUACUUGUUUUUUCUUUUCUCCAGGAAAUCACAUGGAGGUGCUCUUGCGCUCACAUGACACUCCGAACCAUGGCAGGAGAGAUCAAUGAAGGCUCAGUUCCUGCCUAUUACAGGGAAGUAUAUGAAGCCAUCUGCUGCAGAACAGAUGAGAGAGUGCAGGUUGAAGUUUUUCAGCGGUUACUCCAAAGGGCUGACCUCUCCAAGGCUUUUUUAGGCCAGAUUGCUGAGCAUGUUGACGCCACAGAUGGAUUCCUGAGCAAGUUGUCCCUCUAUAAAGCACUCGCCUUGAUUGCUCUUGCUCAGCAAGGAAAGCAGCCAAGCCCCAAACUCUUGGAGAACUGCAUACAAGAGUUACCGAAACCUCAGCUCGGGGAGCCGAAGGAUCUGAACGCCUUGAGGAUGCAGCCAGCUCAGGACGACGAACUGAUCAUGUCCCAGACGCUGGACAAGCUGCUGGUCAGAGACACAGUCCAGGUGGAGCUCAUACCUGAGAAGAAGGGCCUGUUCCUAAAACAUGUUGAGUACCAGGUUACCAGCCAGCGUUAUAAAAUAUCAGUUUACAGACGCUAUAGUGAUUUUGACGUCUUCCAUGAGGUUUUGCUUCAGAGAUUUGCCUACAGGGUGGUGCCAGCACUGCCACCAAAAAGGAUGUUAAAGGGAGUGCUGACCUCCGUCUCUGAGCGGGAGUUCAUCGAGGGGAGGAGACGUGCUCUUGGCAGAUUCAUUAACUUGGUGGCACGACAUCCCUUCUUCUCAGAGGACGAGCUGGUUAAGACCUUCCUCACCUUCAGUGGCUCUGAUGUUCAGACUAAGCUGCGUGAUGCUUACAAGAAAAUGGGCGAUGAGUUCAUGACUAACAGAACUGCAACCCAGGCAAAGGAAUAUCUCCCUGCUGACAUUCAGGCUCAGUUCUCAACAAGCAGAGAGCUGAUUAGAAAUAUCCACAACAGCUUCCACAAACUGCGGGACAGAGCUGAGAAAAUGGCAGAGCGCUCUAAGGAGAACGCAACUGAUCUCCUCAUGUUUGGCAGAGAGCUCAGUACAUUGGGCUCAGAUGCUUCGUCUCUUCCCUCCUUGGCCUCUUCACAAAGCACCUGGGGGACCCUGCGUCAGUCACUGAAGAGUCUGUCUGUGGAGUUCGCUGUGCUCUCUGACAAAGCGGCUCAGCAGGGCAGACGGGAAGAGGAUGAUGUUGUGGAAAAACUGAAUCUUUUCCUGGAUUUGUUGCAGUCGUACAGAGAUCUCUGUGAGCGCCAUGAGAAGGGUGUGCUCCACGAGCACCAGAGAGCUCUGCACAAGUACAGUGUGAUGAAGAGGCAGAUGAUGAGCGCCGCUGUUCAGCCAAAAGAGCAGGCAUCUGUGGAGCAGCUUGAAUCGCGAAUUGUUCAGCAAGAAAAUGCCAUUCAGACCAUGGAGCUGCGUAACUACUUCUCCCUGUUCUGCCUUCAUCAAGAGACACAGCUUAUCUUCACCUACCUUCCAAUCACAUCCCACAUUCUCGGGGCUUUUGUUAACUCCCAGGUCCAAGGACACAGAGAGAUGGGAGAGGUGUGGAAUGAACUCCAGCCAAAGCUUGGAUGUCUCUUUGGUGGUAAUAACGGAUUGAAAACCUCCAUCUAAAACCUAAGUGAGCUGCAAAGGAGAAACACUGCCCCUGAUGAGGACUACAAACUGGAAAAUAACUUGCUCUGUGAGCUAAAGCUAAAAACUUUAAGGCACAACUAUUUUUUUUUCUUCUCCUACAUCUUCUAUGACAUAAUAUACAUUCCAUUCAGUAAGAUGAUUUAAUGUUUUGGUUUGAGUGUCAACCAUAUCACCUUUACCUGGCCAGUGUUGCUUAUGAGUUAUUUUAUGCUCUCCCUGAUCUGGAUAUAAUGUUCAUUUCCAAAUCAACUUUUAUAACUGCCAACAAGGAAGCAAAAUAAUCUGAGGUGUUGUUUUGCAAGGGAUACGAGGAGGAUGACAGUAUAUUCAUGCAUUCCAACUCAUCUGAUAAAGCACCUGCUAUUAACAGUUUUAGACACUAAGAUAGCUGAGAAACAUUGACAGGGACACAGAGUUAGGAUGUUUUUUUUUUUAAUCCCUAGUCAUGAAGUCUUUGGUUUUACUUACUGAAUAACUUUAGACCAAUGUAUUUUUGAUACAGAUUUUAGUUGUGUAGCAGCAUAUUUUGUAUUUUUUUAUGGAGAAGUGUGCUAUUUCUUACUGUUUACUCUUAUGUAGAGCAACAUCUUUGCUUUAAAUGUUUGCAAGACUCCCUUUUAUUUUAUAAGCUAUUUUUUUUUUUUGAAAAGCUGGAGCUCAAAUUCCAGGAUUCUGCAAAGGGCAGAUAUUUGAGAUUUACUGAAAAAAUAAUGACCUCUCACACUAGUGGCUUAAUAUAUCAGUAAUAACACUAUAAGCUACUGAUUUACUACCAAAGAUAAUUAUAAAUACACAGCCGUUCUGGUAUAAUUUAAAACUUCCAUAAUUAAC